GUGCAUUCGGUUCUCAAUGAAGCUGUGCGGUUGCUUUGCGUUGUUCCGCUCUAACAACGGUUUAAAGCUCAUGCAUAUACUAAGUUGGCCAAGUGUGUGUGUGUGUGUGUGUGACGGUCAAAACAAAUAUUUCUGUAUGUGUGUGUAUGUGUAAAUACUCAACAUUUCGAUCGUAACGCAAUCUAAUUUGAAUUUCGUCCGCCGAACUUAUCAGCGCGACAUUGACAACAACAACAAUAUAUGUUGCAGCUAGAUUCGGAAGCCAUCUUUAUCUUUUUUAUUUUAAGCACAAGCUUCUCUGUGAGAUCGACACGACGACAGGACUUGCCCUGUAACUAGUUGCAAGUUGCUUGAAUUGGAAUAGGCCAACACGCGCCCGUCUCUAGUUGGCCAAAUGCCAGGCAAAGCAACCGAUUUCAGCCAAUUUCAGCUGAAACAAGUGUUUCUCUUUCAGUUAAUUUUACGUCAUUUGUAAAGUUCAUCACACGUCACGACGCCAAUCUCCAAAACAGUUACAAUAUAAUAAUACCAAUAAGUGCGUUCAUCUUGAUAAUAAUACCAAUAAGAACAACAUAAUAAUACGAAUAAGAAAAAUUUUGAUACAAAUUAGACGUGAUUACUAAACGACGAUAUUUUUAUAUGUUUCGAAAAUAAGCGUUACGUUUUGGUACAGUCAACCGCUGUUGAAAAUUGCUACAGAAAUUUGUGUGUUUUUUUUUACCAAGUUUAAAAAUUAGCGAUUGAUCCUGUUAAUACGACUUAAAAGCACUGCAAGAAUAUUUUUGCCAAAAGCAUCAAAUCGAUGACUAUAUUUGCUCAUUCGAGGGACUUGGUGACUUAACAAUGGACUCCCUAGCCAUAUUCAUAUUCUUGUGGGCCGUGCUGGCCCUCUUCUCCGUUUGGCUGUGCAAGCUGCUCUACCAUAAGUAUCUCAACAAGGGCGCCUCCGCCAGCGCCAGCAACAGUCGUCAGGGCAGCGUGGCCCCCGGCGGUGCCUUGGGGGCCGGUGGUGCUAAGCUGGAAAAGCGGCUGUCUGAGCCACGCGAUCUGCUGGCCACCAAAAGCAAAGUAGACGAUUUGUCCAAGCCACUUACGGCUGGUGGCUCAGCGGGGCGUGGACGCUCCACAGCCUCGCCCAUGGGCGGCAGCGGCGCUGCAGCCGGUGCGCGACGUCGUGUGGUGCGUCAGAGUUCCACAGGACCAGAGAAUCGCAAGAAACGCUAUGUGCCGCCGCCUUCGAAUGUGGUGGGACCCGAAACGAGCUCCGUCACGUGGACGAGUCAAGUGUUUCGCUGGCUGUACAGCGAUCUGGUUAUAGUCAACGAGCUGCUCAUGUCCUGGGUGAUUGCCAUCAACGAUACGUUGCGCAAGUCCGUCGAGGAGCAUGGCGUGGCCGUUGAAGUGGUGCGUGUGCUGCCCGACAGCCCGGCACCGGGCCUGAACAAUAUCUUCUGCAACUGCGAGGAGCACAAUCCCGCUGAAAUGCUGAUCACCUUCGAUUGCGAUGCGAUGCCCGUGCUGCAGGUGAAGACCUUCCGGCAGAAGUCAGGCAAGGUGGAGACCUCGCAUUAUAAGGUCACCGUGUCGCGAUUCCGUGCACGCAUGUCCAUACCCAUCAACUAUAAUACGCUUAAGGGUGAGAUGCGUGUCGACGGCUAUCCGGACGUACGCAUUGCCAUGAACAGCGUGGGCGCCAUCAAGGCCAUGGAUCAGGAUGAGCAGCAGCUGCAGACUGUCAUUGGCGACAUACUGACGACGGCGCUGCGUGACACCGUCUAUCCGGUGGACUUCUCCAUCUACUCGACCUGCCCGCGCGCCGAGGUGGAGCCCUUGGAGCUGCCUGUAAUCUAUCCCGUGCAUUAUGACUCGUUGGCGCACAACAUGGAACACCUGGGCGCAGGUAUUCUGCGCGACUCGCAGCACAUGGUGUCCGGCCGGCGUUUGCUGGUGAAGAUCGUCAAGGGUGAGGGACUGCGGGACGCUCACGAGCCGUAUGUUGUCAUUGAGAUGGACGAGCCAGCGCAGAAAAACCAAACGGGCACGCAGCGCGGCAGCAAGCCUUACUGGGAUGAGCACUUCCUCUUUGAACUCUCCCCACAAUCUGCUGAAAUACUCUUUGAGGUCUACGACCAUCCGGUGAUUGCAUCGGAUCCGCCCAAGUUCCUUGGCCUCGGCCUGGUUGGCAUCGACGAACUGGCCGUGGGGCCCGCCUCCACGCAACUGCUGCAAUUGCAGCCGCGACCCUACGAAACGCAGCCGGUGUCGGGCGCCAUAACCGUGGACUUUGUGUUCAUCGAGGGCGCCGAGAUUCCGGCCAGCGCGCGUCCCAAUCGCCUGAAGGAGGCCCUGCGCCUCAGCACGCCCGCCAUCAACGAGCACAUACGCAACGGUGCCGACCUGGCCGAUGCCGCUGUCCGAGCCCUGCAGGACGGCACGCUCUCGGGCACCAGCGGCGGGCAGCCCAACAAGAGCACCCUGAUCAUCCACAGUGUGCAGCGGAACUCGAGCAAUCCAAAUGCAUUUAAGGUCGAGCUGAACAAAGAUGGCCAGAUCGAGGUCGUCGAAUCUCCCACUGAGCUCGACCAGGUUGUUGCCCAGGCAUUCGAGCGUGCCGCCACCGAGGCGGCCAACAUGGCCAGCGCCAGCGCCAGCGCCUCGGCCGACCUGGUAGACAGCCCGGCCAGCGAAUCGGCAAACACGACAGGUAACAAUAACUCCAACGAGGAAAGCACAGCCGAGUUUGGUCAGCCAAAUGCCGCCUCCUCGCCGAACGGCAGCGGCUACACACAGCACAAUAACUACAGCUUAAAUGGAACCAGCAAUCUCGCCGGUCCGGCCAAUGGUAGCGGCAACUCGAACAGCCUGCCCAGAAACGGCGGCAGUUCGGCGUAUGCGGGCCUGCAGCAGCCGUCGGGCCAGGAGCUGGACGGACGUGGUCGCAGCAAAAAACGUAAUUUCUUUGGCACCCUCAAGAAACGGCUCAGCCGCUCCAAAACACGCACCCUCUCGGCUGACCAGCCGAAUAACAACCAUAAUUCACAAUCAGCCACCAAUUCCGCCAAUACAACAACAGCCACAGGACUCACAAGAACAGCCACAGGAGCCCUUAAUGGUGAAUCUUCCCGUUCAUUAUCUGUCGAUCGUGCCACUCUGUCUAAAAGCAAUUCACUUGGACCCCGCAUGGGAAUUGGCUCAUCCAUCACCGACCACUCACGACGCUCUUCAAUUUCAGAAUCCUCAGCCAUCUCUGGAUUCUCCUCGGCCAGCAACAAAACCUAUGUCCAUGAGGCAUCCACAUUGGUCCUAGAAACCGUAGAGAAUGGCAUUAAGCGACACUUUAUCGUGCCGCUGGCCAUUGCACAGAGACCCCGCUGGCGUCGCAAGGGCACCAAGCUGCACAUCUACAAUGACCACACGUUCAUUGCCAAGCAUUUGAGCGGCAGCGGCCUGCAGUGCUCGAUCUGCAUGAAGUCCAUACCACGGCGGCCGGGCAAGCAGGGCUACGAGUGCCGCGACUGCCAGCUGAUCUGUCACAAGCAAUGUCACAUACGGGCCCCACAGGCGUGUCCCAAUCCCACUGUUCUCUCCAUGGAACUGGCCUCAUAUCCGGUACUCACAGAGCGAGAUUUGAAUAUAGUUAACUGAAUCAAAAUACUCACACUUAAAUAUCCCAUACACUAUUUGUAUUAAUAAUUAAUAUUGUAAUGUCUGCUAAAUGCUGUUGAAUAUUUACUGUAAGCAAAAGAUUUUCUGUUUGAGCUUUUCAAAGUUGCGAUUGGCGUCAGGAUUCGAAAUUAUUUGGCAUUAAUUAUUUAUUUCUAUCCUUUGCUGUUCUUGCUCUAAAAUAAUAUAAAUCCUCGAGUGUUUGCACGUCCUAACAAAUAUAUAUGGACUAUCCCUUAAAAUGUGUCGUAUAUUUAAACGCUUUCACCAACUAUCUAUCUAUCUAUCUGUCUAUCUAUCAUCUACUCCAUGAUUAUUUCAUACAGAUUUCUAACAUAAUUUGAUGUUUUUCUAUUUCACAAAACAAACACACACACACAUACACAUAUACAACUCACAACAACUAAAACCUUGGACACAGGAUGCCUUGUGAUCAGUAAAUAUAAGAGCACAAUAUAAAUUUGAUAUUUUUCAAAGAGUUUAAGGUAACAACAAGAGUUUAUGUGCAAGUUAUCGUAAUUUUGACGCCAAGAGCAAAAUAUGGUAGACAAAAAUAUUCAGAGAGAAAGAGAGAGAGAGAGAGAGAGAGAGAGAGGGAGCAGAGAGUUUUAGGAUCACGUCCGGUUCCGCUCAACGCAACAGUUCAGUUUUUUUGUGAACUUCCGUUUUCUAACGUAGGACAAUGGAACGAAACUAAACUCAGCUGCUGCGGAUCGUAGCAUUAGGAAAUUGUGAAAAUUUACAAUGCACCGAUUUGAAUCGAAAUAGUAAUUUUAAAUAGUUUGCAAUUUAUACACUAAACGAAAAGAAGUCAUCUAGAUUAUUUAAAUCUUGAACUCUAAAAACAAAAAGAAAAUACACUUGCAUACAUACUUCUGUAUGUAUUUGAUCCUUAUCUCUUUUACUAUAAUUAUGUUAUAUAUUUUUUACACGAGUGCAAUACUUUGGUUUCAUUUAAAGAAUAUCUUUUUUUUUUACUGAAUUUCUUAGCAUUAACAAAAAGAGAGCCUAUGAACAUGUUUAUAAUUACCAUCACGAAUAAUAAUUGUACAAAAUUGAAAA
Messenger RNA from Drosophila virilis, 4725 nucleotides. NCBI's taxonomy places the organism in Eukaryota, Metazoa, Arthropoda, Insecta, Diptera, Drosophilidae. The record is from RefSeq and is a predicted model, not a curated record.